GAAGGGGGAGGAUCUUCUGCUUCUCAGGCUGGAAUUUCGUUAGGAGGAAACCUGUCAUACUGCACAGGAAGCUAUCCGAGGGAGGACACACGGAGCUGAUUGUACAAGAAACACCACAAGUCUAAAGACAAUCUGAAAAUGUCUGAAAUCCUACAUGAAUUAUUACUUGCUUCUGAGAAAGCUGCAUGUAUCGCUCGUGCCUGCCGCGAAGAGGAAACUCUUUUUCAGCUAUUAAUUGAAGAAAAAAAAGAGGAUGAGAAGAAUAAAAAAUUUCUCACAGACUUUAAAACACUAGCUGAUGUAUUGGUCCAGGAAGUCAUAAAAUAUGAUCUUGGCAAAAAGUUUCCAGGUUUUGAGAAAAACGUUAAAGGAGAAGAAUCUAAUGAAUUUACAAAUGAACUUGGAGAGAAAAUUAUAGUAAAAGUGUGCCCAACAGAGGAAGAAACUGCCAGACUAUUGCAGAAAGUGCUGGACAACAAUGAGCCCGCAGCCAAAAAAUUGGCCCAGGCUGUUCAUCAGAAACUUGUCGUAACUGACCAGAAUUUAGAUGCCAUUAAAGUGAACAUUCCUCUGACUGAGCUUGCUGUGUGGGUGGAUCCCAUUGAACAUACUGUAUAUUAUGAACAUGCUAUUUUUUUAUAUAUAAAACUUUUUUUAAAUGCUUUUUUAACAGGAUCAGCAGAUAUCACUCCAACUAAAGGGAUUUACCCGAAGGGUCUCCAGUGUGUCACUGUGCUAAUAGGAGUAUACCAUAUUGAAACAGGACUUCCAGUAAUGGGUGUUGUUAAUCAACCGUUUGCAAUAAAAGACCCUACAACAAACAGGUGGAAAAGCCAAUGGUAUUGGGGUUUGUCCUACAAGGACACAAACAUCUGCUCAGUACAAGCAUCUGCCAUCAAUGGACAAACUAGCAGUAAAUUAGAAUGUGGCUUUCCAGCUGAUGCUGAAUGUGAGAAGAAAUCAUAUGGAGUGAUAACAAGCUCAGCAGAAACAGGAGACAUUCUCAGUUCUCUCACCGCUGUGUGUGGAGAAAAUCUGUAUUUUGCUGCUGGAGCAGGCUACAAAAGUCUUUGUGUGAUUCAAGGCCUUGUAGAUUUUUAUGUGUUUUCUGAGGACACUACAUUUAAAUGGGACAGCUGUGCUCCCCAUGCUAUUCUGAAAUCACUGGGAGGUGGAAUGUUGGAUCUUUCAGAGUGUUUGAAGACUGUAAAGCAGAAGAAAAAGCUUCUUGACAGGCCAGAUCUCUUAUACAAUUCAGAAAUACAAGGAGCAGUAGGAGCAGACAAGUGGGCUAAUAAAGGAGGACUUGUGGCUUAUAGAUCGGAAGAACACCUGGAAUGGUUUUUAGACCUCUUUGUGCAGCAUUUGCAAUUACAAAAUGAAUUACAUCAAUAAUAUGUCUUUUUCCUAUAUUAUAUUUUUAGGCUGUAUUUUUUUAUUAUAUUCAUUCAAUAUACUCCUAUAUUCUUUUAUUACUCAU
Nanorana parkeri is the source of this 1480-nucleotide messenger RNA. It is a transcript of the gene INPP1, whose product is annotated as inositol polyphosphate-1-phosphatase. The coding region runs from base 139 to 1395 and encodes 418 amino acids. Lineage: Eukaryota; Metazoa; Chordata; Amphibia; Anura; Dicroglossidae. The transcript has 6 exons. The record is from RefSeq and is a predicted model, not a curated record. Gene Ontology annotation, biological process: phosphatidylinositol phosphate biosynthetic process. Gene Ontology annotation, molecular function: inositol-1,4-bisphosphate 1-phosphatase activity.